UUCUCUGAAAUCCCAGAGAGAGAACUGUUGAAGAAUGCCGGAGAAGAGCAUCGAUUCGAAGGAAGCAGAUCUCGGUAUCUCUGAAGAAGCGUCAUGGCGCGCCAAGUACGAAGAUUCUGCUCAUGUCUUCGUCGGCGACGUUCCUUACGGCCUCACCGAAGAUGAUCUCCUCAGAGUCUUCGCCCAAUACGGUGAAAUUGUUGAUAUCAACCUUGUUCGAGACAAGGGAACUGGCAAGUCCAAGGGUUUUGCAUUUCUUGCGUAUGAAGAUCCAAGAAGUGCUCUUCUCGCUGUAGAUAACUUGGAUGGAAUCCAGCUUUCUGGCCAGAUUAUUAGGGUCGAUCAUUGCAGUGAAUAUAUGAAGAGAGUGGGGGAAGCACACCAGACAUUAUACCUUGCAGUAUUAGACGUUGAAGAGGCCAGAGAUGCAGAGGAGAAGGUUCGCAGAGAGUUUGCAGCUCACAUGGAAAAGAUCAAAGCAAGAAAAACCCAAGCAGAUGAGAAAUUAGAGGCUAGCCUAAAAGCCCUAGGGGAGAUAAAGACUGCCAUAGAUUUGGCUCAGGAGUCGACGGAAUCUGCAGAAGCAGCAAAGACUGUGGUGGAACUCGAGCUGGUUAAAUUUGGCCGGAAAUAUGAUGACCGCACACAUUGAUGGCACGCCCGUUGCUUGUUUUUCCUUCACAAAACUUGAAACAUCUUUCAUUGUCAUGAUCUUUUAGGCUUUCACAUACUCUAUACUACACUGUUAGAGAUACACGCUUGUGCAAAGCCUUCUUUUGUUUGAACUCUCUCUCUUGCGCUGUCAUGCCAAUGUUGGUGGACAAGAUUCGGCAAUGAAUAACGCCA
Molecule: messenger RNA, 846 nt
Organism: Tarenaya hassleriana
Lineage: Eukaryota; Viridiplantae; Streptophyta; Magnoliopsida; Brassicales; Cleomaceae
Product: zinc finger CCCH domain-containing protein 25-like
Exons: 3
Coding region: 35-652 (205 amino acids)
Biological process (GO): mRNA splicing, via spliceosome
Cellular component (GO): catalytic step 2 spliceosome; U2 snRNP; precatalytic spliceosome
Molecular function (GO): RNA binding
Source: RefSeq, a predicted model, not a curated record